AUCAGCCUGAAAUGUGUGUCUCUGCCCAUCGAGCUACAGAACCUUCACGACAACAUGCAUAUAUCCAUGUUGAUUCCACCGUAUAAGGGCGAACCCGGCCAGGACGUUAUUGACAACUACCUGCGCUUGAUCGUUGAUGUCUUCGUCCGAGGAUGGGAAACGGGUAUUCAGCUCAGCAGGACGGCCAACUACCCCACCGGACGACAGGUCUUGUUCGCAUGCGUAUAUGUGGCAGCUGAUCUCAAGGCGCGUGUCAAGGUCGCGGGCACACAAGAUCACACUGCGCAUCGCUGCGGCGGGAUAUGUGACUGCGUGGGUAGUAACACCCACAGGAGAUACGACUACGAGGAAUGGAGGCCACUGGGUCUGGACGUUAUCAAGGAAUGCGCCGCCAGGUGGAGAGCGGAAACAACGGAAGCGGGGAGACGAAAGGUGUUUAAGGAAACCGGCUUCCGCGACAGCGUCAUGUACAAACUUCCUUACUGGAAUCCUGCCCGCCAAGUGGUCGUCGACCCCAUGCAU
This is a messenger RNA of Punctularia strigosozonata HHB-11173 SS5, 522 nucleotides long. RefSeq lists its product as uncharacterized. Lineage: Eukaryota; Fungi; Basidiomycota; Agaricomycetes; Corticiales; Punctulariaceae. The record is from RefSeq and is a predicted model, not a curated record. The annotation marks the transcript as partial. The transcript has a single exon.